AUUACAUAAAAAAUUUAUCCGAAUUCUUUUGAAAAAAGAACUUACUAUUAUUUAUUACAUACAAAAAUUUAUCCUAUCACUCAGAGCGAGUAAUUCCCUUCGACCACACUCGUCAGCCCUUCAGCAUCUUUGGCCCUCCACCACUUGAUGAUCGGCGGCCAUUAGCGGAGCCCUGCUGGAGACGUCAUGGGUAACAGUCCGGACGAGUCUCGCCGUUCCGAAAGCGACCGAGGCGAGGCAUCAAUGGUGGCCUGAGAUGACGCCAAAAGAGCCGAGCCAUUGACGGUGGACCAUUUCCUUAUUUUUGUCCCAACAGACGAGGGGCAAAAGCAAUUCCGAACUUCCAGCGAGAGAGAGGGAUGGGCAGCGGCAUGGAGAUGAUAGUGAUCCCGUUUCACGGCCAAGGGCACGUCUUCCCCUGCGCGCAGCUCUCCCUUCAGCUCGCCACCCGCGGCAUCCUCGUCACCGUCGCGUCCCCAUCCGAGCUCUCUUCCUCCAUCUCGGCCGCGUGUGACCACCCUCUUGUCCGCAUAGUGCUUCUCAGUCUCCCCCCCAACCCACCGGAUGCCCCGCGCCAUCAAACCCUGUUCCGCUCGCGCCUCAUGGCCGAGCCCUUUGCAGAACUCCUCUCCCAGAGGGCCGGCCCCGACCCAUCUGGCCCACCUCGGCCCGCCUGCGUUAUCUUCGACGCCCACUGCGGCUGGGCCGUCGAGGUCUGCGAGCGGUACUCAAUACCCACAGCCGCUUUCUUCACCAACGGCACUUGCGCUUGCACACUGGAGUACAUCGGCUACCACUCGCCGCUGGAGACGAUGAACCCCGACGAUCCCGUCCACUUCGACGGCCUGCCGGAAUCCCUCCAGAUAACGUACGCCGAUCUGUCUAACCAGCGGCCUUCGAUCGUCGGAACCGGUGGUCCCAGAUCUCGGGGCCUUCCUCCAUGGAUGCCGGAGGUAGAUGGAGCGACGGUGUUCCUCUUCAACAGCUGCGACGAGCUGGAGGGUCCCUUCAUCGACUGCAUGGCCAGGGAGGCCCGGAAGAAGGCCUUCGGGAUUGGCCCGCUCCUGCCGCCCCAAAUCUGGGAAACAGCUGGCGCUCCUCUCCGCGACGGCGCGGUCAGAGCCAGGAAGAGCUCCAGCAUCAGCGAGGAGGAAGUGGAGACAUGGCUCGACCGCAAGGCCCCCCACUCCGUCAUCUUCGUGUCCUUCGGCAGCGAGGUGAGCCCCAGUGCGUCGGAGCUCGCCGCGCUAGCCGCAGGGCUGGAGGAGUCACGACACCCGUUCAUCUGGGUGAUCCAAGAGCGGGUACAAAUGGCUUCGGCCGGGGCCACCGCCGGCCGGCCGGAGCCCACAAAGGAUCCCUGGCUUGGCGUGGUGCCGGAGGGCUUCGAGAAGCGGGUGGGGGAAAGAGGGCUCGUUAUACGCGGCUGGGCUCCGCAGCUGCUGAUACUGAGCCACCGGUCCACCGGCGGGUUCGUGUCCCACUGCGGAUGGAACUCGACUCUCGAGUCACUCGCCUGCGGGGUGCCCAUCCUCGCGUGGCCAGUCCGCGGCGACCAGAACCAGAACGCCAUCCUGGUGGUGAACCACCUGAGGGUAGCCGUCAAGGUCCGCCCAGGGCGCGGCAGGGAGAUGAGCAAUGAGGACGUGGUGAAGGGAGUGGAUCAACUGAUAAGCGACGCCGAGGUCAGAAAUCGGGCGGCCCAAAUCAAGGCCAUCUUCUCCUCCGGGCUGCCUGCUAGCUCAUCUUCCGCACUUGAUGCCUUCAUCCAUCUCUUCGUUGCAGAAAAGCCAUAAAGAACUUCUCCGCUCUGCAACUUCAGUUUUCAGCCCCAAUUCCUACCAAAUAAACUUGAUCCCUUUAACAGCUCGAGAAUGGUGGUGAGUUUGUAGAUUCUUCUGUAGUUGUUCUUCUUAAUUCCAACUCAGUCCGGGUAAAAAUUAGUGUGUUCAGAUCAGGCACUGCACUCCACUGCACUUUUGGAUUGCGUGGUUGUAGCGAUCUGCCAUUUGAAUGGUGCUUGUGAUGAUAAAACCCUUCUGUUCUUGUAAAGUGUAAUGCAUUGGCAAAUCAAGUGUCUGACUGAAGUCUGCGCAUCAUCUGGAUCAACCCUCCGCCUGAAAUCUAUGCAUUGGGACGCCGUUAAAAGAAGAUCUAUCCACAAAGAAGCAGAGCCUUCGUUCAAGCCUGUAUCUAUUUCUGUUCAAUUUUCAUGUAAAUGAUCCAAACGUCAGCAUGUUUUCUAAGAACAAGGAUAAGUUUAUUCAGUAACA
Nymphaea colorata (pocket water lily) is the source of this 2273-nucleotide messenger RNA. RefSeq names its product UDP-glucosyl transferase 73B2-like. Lineage: Eukaryota; Viridiplantae; Streptophyta; Magnoliopsida; Nymphaeales; Nymphaeaceae. The coding region runs from base 360 to 1796 and encodes 478 amino acids. The transcript has a single exon. Gene Ontology annotation, molecular function: UDP-glycosyltransferase activity. The record is from RefSeq and is a predicted model, not a curated record.